AUGGUGGAGAUGUGUCCUAUCGGGUUUACGUUGGCGGUUGCUCCUCACGUCUUCUGGGAUCCGUUGACGGACAAGCAAAAGGAGAAUAUUGCGAAUUGGCUGGCGCAGAUCAAUGCGCGCGAGAUGCCAAAUACCAAUUGGCUGUGGUUCCGGGUUUUUGCCAAUCUGGGUCUGCGGAGGAAUAACGCCCCUUACUCGCUUGCGCGUAUCGAGGCAGACAUGGAUCAUCUGGAUACAUUCCACGUCGGCGCGGGCUGGAGUAAUGAUGGCCCCAAGAGCCAUCACCAGAUGGAUUACUACUCGGGCUCCUUUGCCAUCCAGUUUCUACAGCUGCUGUAUGCGAAGCUGGCUGGUGAUUUUGACCAACCCCGCGCUGAGAGAUACCGCGAGCGUGCGAGGCAAUAUGCCCAAGACUUUGUCCAUUAUUUCAGUCCAAAUGGCAGUGCUAUUCCAUUUGGACGCUCGAUGACGUACCGGUUUGCCAUGGUCGGAUUCUGGGGUGCACUGGCUUUUGCAGACGUUGAGCUACCUGCUCCAUUGACCUGGGGAGUGGUCAAAGGUAUCUUGCUGCGCCAUUUCCGUUGGUGGGCUACCCAGGAAGACAUCUUCAACAGUGAUGGGACCUUGAACCUGGGAUACUCCUACGCAAACAUGUACUUGACGGAAAACUACAAUUCUCCUGGAUCUCCUUACUGGUGCUGUCUGUCAUUUGUUCCCCUGGUGUUGCCGGAAUCGCAUCCCUUCUGGUCAGCGCAGGAGGAACCCUACCCGACUGCCUCCCUUCCGGCCGUCGCAGCCCUUGAAUACCCCAAGCACAUCAUGGUUCAUCGUGGUGGACACUGGUUCCUGCUGUCGUCUGGUCAGGCUUGCCAUUACCCGCUGAAAGCUACCCAGGCCAAAUAUGGCAAGUUCGCUUACAGCGCGUCGUUUGGAUACUCCGUUCCCACCGGCUCCUAUCAGUUAGAACAGCACGCACCAGAUAGUAUGCUUGCUCUCUCUGACGAUGGGGGCGAUAUCUGGCAGACACGAAGAUUGGCACUAAACGCCCGGUUUGAAUGGCUUGAUGAUGUUCCCAUGCUCGUCUCCGGCUGGAAGCCGUGGAAGGACGUUGAUGUCGAUACGUGGCUCAUACCUCCAACCGAGGAGACCGAAAACUGGCACCUUCGCAUUCACCGGGUGAGGACAGAGCGCGAACUCUUGGUUAACGAAGGUGCGUUUGCAAUCUACGGCUGUCGCAGCGACAACGGCCGCAUUCUCGGCCCGUUCACUCCAGGUUCAACCGAAGGUACCUCGAAGGAAUCGCGGCGUGCGCUCACGGUCUCUUCCGUUGGCGCCGUUGGCAUCGUGGAGCUCCAGUCGAAUGUGGAUCGAGAAGGCAGGAUAGUACUGGCAGAUGCCAACUCGAAUCUGAUCUACGGUCGUACUCUGCUCCCUUCGCUGGGCUCGAAGCUCAGUCCCGGGAGCGAUACUUGGUUCGCGACGGCGGUGUUCGCCUUACCAGCUGAAGGAAACGGCAACGACUGA
This is a messenger RNA of Aspergillus viridinutans, 1524 nucleotides long. Its product is annotated as glycoside hydrolase family 154 protein. The record is from RefSeq and is a predicted model, not a curated record. Bases 1 to 1524 code for a protein of 507 amino acids. The transcript has 3 exons. Lineage: Eukaryota; Fungi; Ascomycota; Eurotiomycetes; Eurotiales; Aspergillaceae.